AUGAUGUCAAGAAGCCAGUCCAGCCUAGGGCACCUCGACUCAGCCCGCGAGGAGCCCUUCUCGGGCAUUUCGCCCUCGCUGCAACAACAAGCCUCGUCCGGUCCCAUCAACCUCUCCGGGCUGGUGUGCAAUGUGCGCCGCACUACGGGCAAGGAGCCUCAUCCCCUGGUGGGAGCCACCACCACGAUUUUGGGUGAUAAGCUAUACGUAUUCGGAGGCCGGAUCCUCUCGCGCAGCCGUCCACAGUUAACUUCGGACCUCUACGAAUUGGACCUGAUCCGCCGUCAUUGGACGAAGAUUGAGGCGGGCGGCGAUAUCCCGCCGCCCCGUUAUUUCCACAGUGUCUGCGCCCUGGGUGAUAACAAGCUGGUGUGCUAUGGAGGCAUGUCACCUGCGCCAAGCACACCCAAAGAUCCAUCGAAUGCCAGCCAGUCGGGAUCCGACUCUCAGUCGGAGGUUGUGGUCAUGUCUGACAUUCACAUCUUCGACGUCCCGUCGCGAUCCUGGACCCGAGUGGCGGCCCGUGAGUCACCGCAAGGACGAUACGCGCAUUGCGCGACGAUACUACCGUCGAGCGCCUGUUUCACGUCGGCCAAUGCGCCGUUGUCAGCUAUUCAUCACAACCCUGAAUCGUCCACGCCUCAUCAAGGCAGCCUCGGAAUAGACAUUGAUGGCUUUGGAGGAGCGGAGAUGGUGGUUGUUGGCGGGCAAGAUAGCUCAAAUCAUUAUAUUGAGCAGAUCAGCGUCUUUAACCUCCGCAGCCUCAAGUGGACCAACACCAGCCCGCUCGGACGCAGUUGUGGUGCAUACCGCAGUGUUGUGACCCCUUUGGUUGGCAUGGACGUCUCGGAGGUUGGCUCCGCCUCACCGGACCGAGACACCCACGAACCCAUCGAAAACCCCGAUUCGCCAGGUUGCCCCAUGCUUAUAUACUCAAAUUAUAACUUCUUGGACGUCAAGUUAGAACUGCAGGUGCGCCUGCCGGACGGGCGCCUUGUCGAGCGACCGAUGCAAAGCCAGGCGUCGCCGCCGGGCCUCAGAUUCCCAAACGGCGGCAUCAUCAAUGGCCAUUUUGUCGUCAGCGGAACUUACCUGACCUCAUCGAAGCAGGAGUAUGCUCUCUGGGCGCUUGAUCUGAAAACAUUGACCUGGGGUCGCAUCGACGCAGGCGGAUCAGUCUUUGGCAAUGGUAGUUGGAAUCGCGGCAUUCUCUGGCCGCGCCGAAGUGCAUUCGUUAUCCUGGGACAUCGGAAACGAAGCUUGGUUGAAGACUAUAAUCAUCGCCGGAUCAACUUCUCGCAUAUCUGCCUCGUUGAACUUGAAGCCUUUGGUCUCUAUAAUAACCCGUCUCACACGGCUGCCACAUCAGGAUAUAAAUCCUAUAGCUCCCCUUCCGUCCCUGCGUCCCUGCAACAAAAGCUGGCUCAAUUGACCACCGGUGGACGACCCUUAUCUGCCACAUCGGACGAACUGGGCAAGCUAGCACUUUCACUGCAUGAAAUGUCUGACAUGGAAUUGCAGGCCGUGGGGGGCGAACGCAUUCCUGUCAACUCUCGUCUGCUGACCCGCCGAUGGGGCCCUUACUUCAUCCAGCUCUUGCGUGAGUCGUCCGACGGGGGUAUUGCGGAUGUCGGCACUCUUCGUCCCUCCCAAAUACACCCUAGCCGGAACUCGAGCAUUACAAUCACACCGUCUAUCGGUCAAAACAGCAUGUAUUCCAAUGCAACCACCUUAGUGAACCCAUCGGUGCCAUCCAAGGCCCUUUUAGAAAACUUGGAGGUGCCCUCCGCCCAUAACCUCGCUCCCACUGCUCGCCCUCGGGUGCUCUAUCUCCCCCAUACCAUCCUGACCCUCCAAGUCCUCGUCCAAUACCUCUACACUUCAGCUCUCCCACCGCCUGGUUCUUCUCUCUGCACCCCGCAAAUCCUUUGUUCGCUGCUCCAACUCGCCCGGCCCUACCAAGUUGAUGGUCUACUUGAGGCCACCGUGGAACGACUUCACCAGGUCCUCGAUGGCCGCAACGCCGCCGCCGUCUUCAACGCAGCCGCCAUGGCGGCAGGUGGUGGUCGAGGUACUGGUUUCAGCGGCGGACUAGGCGGCACCUUGGAAGCCCUGAGUGGUGCGCAGGCCGGCCGCAACGGAUCCAUCCCCAUGUCGGAGGGAACCAACUCCCACCAAAGUGUCCUGCUCGCCUCGGAUUCCUCUGACACCGAAAACGGUGGCAUCUCCACGGUCUCCGCCUCGAGCAGCGCCAACGACCUGACCAGCGUGACUCGCGGCCUACCCGCGCUCCGCAUUGACACAGACAUGUCGCGCCACCGCCAGCGCAGCGCCCACCGUGACCGCGAGGACUCCGUUAGCGCUGUCAGCACCGCCUCCAGCGCCAGCUUCAGCCAAUCUGACUCGGAGUUCGUCAGCGACAGUGAAAGCCGGAGUGCGUCGCGCGCCUAUAACCGUCGCGGCACGGACGCCAGCCGCCCGCAGCGCGAGAUCUGGACAGGCGAUUUGAGCAGCGUGAUUGGCUUGCAGAAACGUGGUCUGCGUGGUCUGAUGGAGGGUCGUCGCAUGCGCGAGCGCAGCAAUGUCAAGACGCCUAGCACGAAUAACGGUUCUACACCUGUGCCCCAGUCUGCCACUUCGGGAGAAUAUCACCUGCCAGUGCAGGGAGUUGCUGGUUGA
Penicillium macrosclerotiorum is the source of this 2679-nucleotide messenger RNA. RefSeq names its product putative regulatory protein Ral2. Gene Ontology annotation, molecular function: protein binding. The record is from RefSeq and is a predicted model, not a curated record. Gene Ontology annotation, biological process: cell redox homeostasis. Lineage: Eukaryota; Fungi; Ascomycota; Eurotiomycetes; Eurotiales; Aspergillaceae. Gene Ontology annotation, cellular component: cytosol; mitochondrion. Bases 1 to 2679 code for a protein of 892 amino acids. The transcript has a single exon.